This is a messenger RNA of Fragaria vesca subsp. vesca, 1983 nucleotides long. RefSeq lists its product as uncharacterized. The transcript is spliced from 15 exons. Lineage: Eukaryota; Viridiplantae; Streptophyta; Magnoliopsida; Rosales; Rosaceae. The record is from RefSeq and is a predicted model, not a curated record. The coding region runs from base 1 to 1209 and encodes 402 amino acids.
AUGGCACAGCAAGAGCUGUGGAGCAGAGACAGUCAGUGCCUUAAAGAAGUUAUUGAGCGUCUUACUUCUGAAGAUGUUCAACAGAGAAGAAAUGCAGUUGAUGUUAUAUCAGAAGUCAUACAUUUGUCUUCAGACUCAAAAAACGUACAUACCCAGCUAUCAUGGCAGGAUAUAGCAAAGCACUUGCUUGUGCUACUUGAAGAUGAAGAUAUUGCAAUUAAGGAACAAGCGUCCAGUUUGCUUCCAUUAAUUGACCCUUCAUUAGUUCUACCUGCUUUAGUUAAUCUGAUUUACUCCGGGGAUGAAAGAUUGCAAGCAACUGCCAGUGAUGCUUGUGUUGCGGUGCUCAAAUAUUAUAGCCAGAAGGCUGAAGUCAUUUGUAUGCUUGACUGUCUUAGUAUUCUGAUUAUUGCUUCUAUCAUGUACUAUUCCAAUAUGGUCUCCUGUUUGAAACUUGCAGGAUCCAAAUUGGAGAGCGAUCGAGUGCUUAGGCUAAUCCCAGAGUGGUCUAAAAGUGUCCAAAGCUGGAACCUCUUGAUUGAACCACUGAUUGACAAGAUGUUUGCAGAGCCAUCAAACGCAAACAUUGUUAGGUUUUUGGGUCAUAUAAGUGAGCACCUGGCAGAUGCUGCUGAUGUAGUGCUCUCUUGUGUUCUAAUGCAUGCUAAACGACUUAAAGAGAUGGAUGACAGCAGCUUCUCUAGAUUGGAGUGUCAGACCCAUAAAAGUGAUGACUCCGGAACAAUGCAACAGACCCUUUUUGAACACCUUUGCCCAUUGCUUGUAAUUAAGAUGAUUCCGCUGAGAGUAUUUAAUGAUCUCGAUUCAGCUGUCAUGUAUGGCCAACUUGCCAAUGAAGAAAUUGUUCAUGACUGUCGAGAUAUCAAUGCCAUCAAUCUGGAUUCUGUUACCUCUCUUCUUUUGAAAAGGACAUUUUGCAAGUUUGAAUUCAACGAUGUUCGGAAACUUGCUACUGAGCUCUGUGGGCGUAUUCAUCCUGAAGUGCUAAUUCCACUCAUCAGCUCCCAGUUAGAAUACGCUGCUGUUUCUCAGGAUAUAAUGAAGAUUAAAGGUUGUUCAUUUGCAAUUUGCACGUCCCUUGUGGUUAGAGGUCACAAAUCACUUUCUCAUCCUGGUAUGUUGAUAAUUAGAAAAACAUUAGAGACUAUGCUAAUGUGGCCUUCUGUGGAUGGGGAUGAAGUUUCCUGAAUACAGCAUGGAUGUAUUGAUUGCAUGGCAUUAAUGAUAUGUGCCGAGCUGCAAGAUCCAAUAUCAUCUGACAUUGUUGGGACAAAAAAAUAUCUUGGCAAUGCUACAUUGAAAAACUCUGUCCUCACCUACGUGAUCAACCAGCUAACAGAAGAUAAAGACACACCUGUUUCAAAGUCCAACUUGGAUGAUGUGAAAUGCACGACUGAGGUGCCAGUUCCAAUCUCAUUUUACCUAUGCAUGGCUAAUGUUCUCAUCAGUGCUUGCCAAAAGAUAUCAGACUCUGGCAAGAAACCUUUUGCUCGAAGAUCUCUUCCCCGUCUCAUUCGUGCCGUCGAGGUGAUUACAAAGUCAGAGAUCAGAGCUGCAUGCACUCAAGGUCUCUUCUCAGCUGUGUACCAUCUGAAUCUAUAAUUCUUCCUUACUCCAUGGAUCUUCUUAAAGUCUCAAUCAAAGCUCUUCAAAAGGGAUCAGAGAAGGAAAGGAUGGCAGGCGCGAAGCUAAUGGGGUCCCUUAUGGCUAGUGAUGAUGCAAUCAUACAAAGUAUAUCAGCGGGAUUAAUAGAAGCAAGAUCUGUACUGUUGAGUAUAUCUUCGACAGAUCCUUCACCUGAAUUACGUCAAGUCUGCAAAAAGUUGCUAGCAUGCCUAACUUCUUGAGAUGGUGCCUAGGAUUAUAGACAGUGCGCUUUGUUUUUCUUUUCGGUAGGUGUAUACAUAAUGUACAAUAAUGUACAGCCGCUAUUGUUUUUUUCAAAUCGACGCAAUUGCUGAU